UGUGCGGCUCCGGGAGCGCAUAGCGCGGCGAUCGGUGGUGCGCUGUGUCCCUCGGACAAUGGAACAGAAAGAGCCUAAGUUGUCGGCUCAGUCAUGUGAUCAGCUGUGUCCAAUCACAGCUGAUCGCAUGUAAAUAGGGAAAUCCCGGUUAUCGGCAUUUCUCUCCUCACGAGCUGUCACGUUGGCAUUCCUCGGAGGGGACAUGUACACUGAUCAUCAGGCAGUGCCACCUGUCAGUGUCCAUCAAUGCCAGCUGUCAGUGCUCAUCAAUACCACCUGCCAGUGCCCAUCAGUGCUACAUCAAAGACACGUAUUAGUGCCUACCAGUGCACAUCAAUGCCACAUGUCAAUGCCCAUAUGAGCUGCCUUUCAGUGUCACCUAUCAGUGCCAGUCAGUGCCACCUAUCAAUGCCAGUCAGUGCCACCUAUCAGUGCUGCCAAUCAGUG
Staurois parvus is the source of this 447-nucleotide messenger RNA. NCBI's taxonomy places the organism in Eukaryota, Metazoa, Chordata, Amphibia, Anura, Ranidae. The record is from the annotation of a GenBank genome assembly.